Molecule: messenger RNA, 1368 nt
Organism: Schistosoma turkestanicum
Lineage: Eukaryota; Metazoa; Platyhelminthes; Trematoda; Strigeidida; Schistosomatidae
Source: the annotation of a GenBank genome assembly
AUGAAUUUUAAUGUGAAUGUUUAUAAUGUAAUUAUUACUGGGUUGGCGUUUUUCUUUCUUUUCACUCCGUUUCACACAGCAUCCUUAACUGCACAAAGUGUUUUAGAAGCUGUUUCGAAACAACGUAACAGCAGUUUUGAUGGCGCGGCUUACACUAGCCUAGCGAUUGUUUAUAUCUCAUUCGGCUUAUUCAAUUGGUUCGCUCCAAUUGUUGUGAUGUAUCUUGGAGAAAUAUAUUCUAUGAUCGCUGGUUCAUUCUGUUAUGCUGUGUACUUAGCUUCUUAUAUCGAACCCGUUGAGUGGAGCUUGUAUUUGGCAUCAUUUGUAAAUGGAAUUGGUGCAGCAGUGUUGUGGACUGCUCAAGGUGUGUUCAUUACGGAUUGUUCUACCAAAUCUAAUUUAAACCAGCAUUUUAGCCUGUUCUGGGGAUUAUUUCAAUUUCAUCAAAUAGUUGGUAGUCUAUACGCUUACCUAUCACUAUCGAAUAUAGAUGAAAUCUCUCGCACUUUGCGUAUUCAGCUUUAUGGCGGAUUACUAGGAUGUGCUAUUUUGGGAAUUUUAUUAUUGUUCAUGCUCAAAAAGCCUCAUCAAACGGAUAGCAUUUCGAACCAGCUGUUAAUUGAUGUGGAGAUAAAUUCCCUCGAUGAAAGCGUAAAUGAAUUAUCUGCAAAUUUUCCAACAAUACAAAAUCGUUCAACAGUUUUUCAAUCGGUUUUACACACAUUACGUAGAUCAGUUAGUAUCCUAAUGACAAAACCAAUGAUUUGUAUACUUGUGGCAGCAGCAUUUACUGGCAUUAAUUUGACAUUCUAUUCAAGUCUAUAUGCUUCUGCAUUAGGACAUUGUUUACAUUUUGGUAAAAAUGCAAAAUCUUAUAUUGGAUUGGCUGGUCUAUUCAUUGGAAUUGGAGAAAUAGCCGGCAGUUUUUCUUCACAUUUAAGUCGAUGGAUUCGCUUAGAGGGAAUCCUUAUUAUUUUUGGCUAUAUCAGUGCAAUUAUAGCGGGUUAUUUCACUUUCAUGAUGCUGCCGAAGAAUAGUUUUAUAAAAGAUACAGAUGAGUUGUCUUAUAUCACUCCCAAUGUCUAUUUAGCUAUGUUCAUAGCAUUUUUAUUUGGCGGUGUGGAUUCUGUGUGGAAUACACAAAUAUCUACUUUAAUUGGUUUUAUUUAUGGUGAUCAUGGAAAGGAUGUUACAGUAGGCUUUGCCUUGUUUAAAUCUGUUCAGUCUAUUGUUUCGGGAAUCGCUUUUGUCUAUAGCACUUACCUACUAUUACACUGGCAAAUAUUAAUUUUUGUUUUAAUGGCUACAUUUGGUUUGUAUUGCCUACUCAGUGUGUAUUGUUCGCAUAUAUCUCGCUCAGUAAAUUAA